UAAGGGAGACUAUUUUUGCUAUAUCUUUUUUGUUAUCAUCCUAUCUUGAGUAAACUCCCCUAUCUACUAGACGCGUCGAAAGAAAAAUGGAUACGAAAAAGACAGUAAAAGGUCUACGUGAACAGUUACAAGAUGGCGGAAGUAUCGUCAUAGCGGAAGGAUAUUUGCUUGAAUUCGAAAGACGUGGGUAUCUUAAGGCAGGAGGUUUUGUACCGGAAGUAGUCAUAGAACAUCCAGAAUUGGUGCGUACAUUACACGAGGAAUUCGUUCAUGCAGGAAGUGACGUUGUAGAGGCUUUCACGUAUUAUGGUCAUCGGGAAAAGUUGCGAUCCAUUGGUCGGGAAGAUGACCUUGAAAUACUCAACAAGAAUGCGCUUCGUAUUGCACGUGAGGUAGCAGACAAGACGGGGACGCUUAUGGCGGGAAACCUUUGCGUGACCGGCGUCUAUAGUGCAGACGACAAAGAUUCUCACGAAUCAACAAAACAGAUGUUCACUGAGCAGGUAAAAUGGGCUGUGGAGGGUGGUUGCGACUAUAUCAUUGCUGAAACGUUUGGUUAUUUGGGUGAAGCACUCCUCGCCCUUGAAGUGAUUAAAGAACAUGCGGAAGGUAUACCGGCAGUUGUGACGCUCACGGCGUUCGUACCGGAUGUGACGUUAGACAAAAUACCAUUUCCAGACGCAUGCCGGAAGUUAGAGUUAGCAGGCGCUUCAGCUGUAGGUCUGAACUGUACCCGAGGACCAAAAACAAUGCUCCCACUGCUGAGAGAAAUAAGAAAAGUUUGUCAAGGACCUAUUGCUGCAUUACCAGUACCCAUGAAUACAGACGAGAAGUGUCGGACAAUGUAUUCCUUAAAGGACCCGCAAACAGGCGAGUUGAUGUAUCCAGAAAAUAUCAACGGAUUCAUUUGCAACCGAAAAGAAGUCCGUCAGUUCGCAAGAGAAGCUAAAGAAGUCGGAGUACAAUAUAUUGGACUAUGUUGCGGUAAUGCGGCCAAUCUGCUUCGUGAGAUAGCGGAAGAAUACGGGAGAAAACCACCAGCAUCUGCGUACGCACCGGACAUGUCAAAUAAUAUAAUGAUCGGAGAAGCAGGCGAAAAAGUAAGUAAAGAGGGCCGGAUGGUGCGGAGGUACUCCCUAGGGGAAUUUACUCAGGAUGAACUUGAAGCGUUGCAUAAAGAAGCCAAGAAGCUGGACAUUCACCAUGAGCAUGAUUAAUGGUACGGAUAGACGAACGGAAUCACACGGAAUUUAGCAAUAUCUGACUCGGCGGAAACGACGAAAAAUCGAAGACUUUUCACGUUAUGCAUUUAUAACGCUGGAAUAUUUAUAUUGACAAAAGGGGUGUCGAUAAUUCUUAUAUAAAAGGAUACUAUUAUCGCCUAAAUUUUAAUCACCCAAACAGUUAUUCAUAUUUUAUCUGUUCAGCGUAAUAGCGUAGUGGUAGAUACCCUAGUUCGAUUCCUGGAAAAGGCAUUUUUCUUUUCUUAUAUUUUUGUGUUUUUAGGUAUUUUAAGUUCCUCGUGAAUUUCUUUCACCCACUACUAUUAGAGAAAAUUUUAUAGUUUUACACACAUUCGCUUUCAGCAGCAACACAUUCGUGAUUAGAGUGAUAAAUGAGAAAUGGAAGAAAAUUAAAUAUAUAAAUAUACAAAUGAGCCGAAAUUGUCAAACAAAUGUUGAAAAUUGAAUUCAGAGAGAAUACUAUUCAAUCUGUUAAUUAAAUGACUGUUAACAUCAAAUACAUUCUUUUUUUCUAAAUCGUUACAAGUUUAACUUUAAAUUGUAUAAAAAAAUUAAAUAAAUCACAAGUUUAUUAAAGAGAAUAUGAAAAUGUUUUCUGAAAGUAAAAACCAUACAGACACAAAACAAAAAAUAUUGCACAAUUGCAGAUUUGAUCUCGAAAAAUAAAUGAUUUUCUUCACAUGAACUCUUCUUAAUCUGAACUCUCUUACCACUACGCUACUCGGAUUUACGUGUCUAUGUAAACUUUUAUUUUCUGUAUUGAAAUAAAAAUGCAAAAUGUA
Molecule: messenger RNA, 2026 nt
Organism: Ruditapes philippinarum (Manila clam)
Lineage: Eukaryota; Metazoa; Mollusca; Bivalvia; Venerida; Veneridae
Product: betaine--homocysteine S-methyltransferase 1-like
Exons: 7
Coding region: 87-1217 (376 amino acids)
Molecular function (GO): zinc ion binding; methyltransferase activity
Source: RefSeq, a predicted model, not a curated record